CGAAAUUUCAGCAUCGCCAAACUACCCGCCUAUAGCUCUUGAGUGUGUUAACGACCACGUUCGACUCCCUUGCCAAAGCCAAUUUCUCUUAGUAUUUCACGAGCUUCGCCUUCUCCUCACCAUCAAGAUGAUCACCAAGUUUAUGACUGAGGUUUCGGCCAAAUUCAACCCGUUCUCUGCCUGCGCAAAGCCAGCUCGUCUGUUUCUCACAUUUCUGCCUCCGAAUGCCCGAGCGAAUGGAACAACAAUCACAUCAACCAUCCUGCCCCGAACUUCAAAAGAGCCCAGCUCCCUACGAGUGAAAUUUAAGGAUGGCAAGGAGCUCAACUUCGACUGCCAAAAGAUCAACAUUAAAGGACUGGUCGAGGAAGUAGACCGACAUUCGCGUCAACUGCAGAAGGCAGCCGACUUGACCGAUUAAAAUAUGUGAAAAACAACGCUAUACUGUAACACUCUGCACAAAUGGCGUUUAGGAAACGACUCAUGUACAUUUACGAACCCCAACAUGGCAUAGCAGGGAUUGAGGGUCUUGUAUAAUAUUACGACAAUUGGCAUCAUUUUUAUAUAUUGUUCUUGAGUAUCUCUGUGCUCAACUUUUGUGAAGACUACAUGUCUGCCAUACUUCUUCCUUUUAUGCAAGAUGGUUGGUCUAUGAACACUUAAGCAGAGGCACCGCUGAUGAAGAACCACUUGUCGAUGGAAGCAUCGAUCUUCUCGGCGGGGACAUCCUCGUUGGGAGGCAGAGGGGGGAGCUGGUCAGGGGAGACGCGAGAAGGAGAGUUCUGGACAGUGACGUUGGUGCUAUGCAAACAUUAAUAUCAACUGUGUUGGGAAGACAGC
Molecule: messenger RNA, 840 nt
Organism: Fusarium odoratissimum NRRL 54006
Lineage: Eukaryota; Fungi; Ascomycota; Sordariomycetes; Hypocreales; Nectriaceae
Exons: 2
Coding region: 128-421 (97 amino acids)
Cellular component (GO): mitochondrial large ribosomal subunit
Molecular function (GO): structural constituent of ribosome
Source: RefSeq, a predicted model, not a curated record